Molecule: messenger RNA, 1965 nt
Organism: Salvia splendens (bonfire salvia)
Lineage: Eukaryota; Viridiplantae; Streptophyta; Magnoliopsida; Lamiales; Lamiaceae
Product: iridoid oxidase-like
Exons: 2
Coding region: 273-1784 (503 amino acids)
Molecular function (GO): oxidoreductase activity, acting on paired donors, with incorporation or reduction of molecular oxygen; heme binding; iron ion binding
Source: RefSeq, a predicted model, not a curated record
UUGUCAAUAUUUUAUAAUCUUCAAUUUAUUUAUUAGAGGAAAACAUCUAGUUAUACUUCCAUCGUCGUUUCUUAACAUUUUAUAGACAAGUUGUCAGUAUUUACUUUCAUUUUAUCUACCAUCAUCUGUCGCUUUCCUUCAUAACUGAUGGCUUCUGCAAAUAACGUGAAUCACAAAAUCUAAGAUAAUGAUAUAUAUCUGCUGCUCAUUUCAAGUAACAUUAUCCUCACUCUUUGUAAGAAGAUAACCUACUCCAACUUGAAUGCUCGAAAAUGGCGUGGCUCAGUUCGCUAACCUGCCUCGCUGUCUCAUUCUUCGCAGCUCUUUUCCUCUGGUUCAAGCUCAGGAACCGGUCCUCGAAACUACGGCUGCCACCGGGGCCAUGCGGGUGGCCGAUCAUCGGCAACAUGUUCGAUCUUCGAACACAGCCACACCACGAUUUCCACGGACUUAAAUCCAGGUACGGGCCUAUUCUUUGGCUGAAACUUGGCAAUCUCAACACUGUAGUGAUACAGUCGGCUGCUGCUGCGGCUGAGCUUUUCAAGAAACACGACGUCGCCUUUGCUGACAGGAAAGCUCCUGAUUCUAUGAAUGCCUGUGAUUACAUCAAAGGAACUUUGGCGGAGGCACCCUAUAACGAGUACUGGCGUAUCUUGCGCCGCCUCUCUUUGUCCGAGCUCAUGGUUCAGAAAAGAAUCGAAUCUUCUGCACAACUCAGGCAGAAAUGCAUUGACAAAAUGAUUCAGUGGAUAAAGAAGGAUGCAUCCGAAUUCUGCGAGAUCCAACUUGAUGGGUACCUGAUGAUCAUGAGCUUUAAUCUAGUUAGCAAUUUCAUGCUCACGAGAGAUAUAAUGGACUACAAGUCUGAGACGGGGAGCGAGUUCUUGGAGGCCAUGAGAAACUUCAUUUGCUGGCAGGGGAAGCCUAAUGUGGUAGAUGCAUUCGAGUUCUUGAAAUGGCUUGAUCCUCAGGGAAUCAGGAGACGCACGGGGACGCACCUCGAACAGCUGUUAAAGAUAGUUUCAGUAUUUGUGCAAGAAAGAAUUCAUGAGAGGAAUUUGCAGAGAGGUAACCAUACGAGAGAUUUCCUCGAUGCGUUACUGGAUUAUGAAGGUGAUGGCAAAGGAUCGGUUGACAAGCUCUCAGAGAAGAACAUCAACAUAAUAAUACUGGAAAUGUUCUUUGGUGGAACCGAGACUACAAGCAAUACCACUGUCUGGGCGAUGGCAGAGCUAUUACGAAGUCCUGAUUCCAUGAGAAAGCUCAAAGCAGAGAUUGAUCAGGUCACUGGUUCCUCAAGAGCUGUAGAAGAGGCUGACUUGACUGAACUAACAUACUUACAAGCAGUGGUUGACGAAACCAUGCGGCUGCACCCUGCUCUUCCUCUGCUGCUACCAAGAAAAGCAAGAGAAGAUACCGAGUUCAUGGGCUACGAUAUACCCAAGGGCACAGCGGUGAUUGUGAACGCAUGGUCUAUCCAUAGGGACCCUGAGUCAUGGGAGGAUCCAUUAUCUUUUAAGCCAGAGAGGUUCCUGAACUCAAACAUCAAUCACAAGGGACAACACUAUGAGAUGAUUCCAUUUGGUUCUGGCAGAAGAUCCUGCGUUGGCAUGUUGAUGGGAGAGAGAACAAUAAGCCUCACUUUAGCAAGGCUGAUACAGUCUUUUGACUGGGAGCUCCCUGCAAAUAUCUCCCCAGAAACUCUCGAUAUGAGUGAGACGACAGGGCUUUCUCUUCGCAUGAGCACACCUCUGAAAGCAGUUCCAAGAGAAAGAGGAACCUAAUGCUAUAAUGAAAUGAAAACUCCCCACCAGUGCUGAUUAUGAUUUGAAUUGCCUUCACUUCUGUGUUACAUUUUGUAUCUUUUGAAAAUAACCAUGUUUAAGUUUAUAUUUAGAAUGAAUGCUAUGCAUGUAAUCCGUUGGUAAUAUUUGAUAGAAUGCCAAAUCUCCGUUGCACAAACAA